Messenger RNA from Impatiens glandulifera, 745 nucleotides. RefSeq names its product cucumber peeling cupredoxin-like. NCBI's taxonomy places the organism in Eukaryota, Viridiplantae, Streptophyta, Magnoliopsida, Ericales, Balsaminaceae. The record is from RefSeq and is a predicted model, not a curated record. Gene Ontology annotation, cellular component: plasma membrane. The transcript has 2 exons. Bases 61 to 624 code for a protein of 187 amino acids. Gene Ontology annotation, molecular function: electron transfer activity.
UUUGUAAUCAUUCAUUUUGCCAAAGAGUUAAUUAAAGAUAUUAGACAUAUAUACAACAAAAUGGCAAGAUUAUCGGCAAUAGUCGUUUUUGUAGUAGCAGCUGCUAUUUUUCAUUCCGCGGCGGCACAAACAUCUCACAUUGUCGGAGAUGGAUUCGGUUGGAACGUGCCGACUACUACUACCCUCUACCCUACAUGGGCUUCCGGCAAGACUUUCACAGUUGGAGAUACCCUCGUUUUUAACUUUAUGGCUGGUCGACAUGAUGUGGUUCAAGUACCCAAGGCCUCAUACGAUGACUGUUCCGACGACAAUGCUAUUGGCAACGUAAUCACCGUGAGCCCCGCAAACGUAAGACUGAACACUAGUGGUGAAGUUUAUUUCAUUUGCAACGUAGGCACACACUGCAACGGUGGACAAAAGCUUACCAUAACUGUCUCCCCGGCUACAACCGCUCCCACUACACCGACCACCCCCGGUUCUCCUCCGACCACCACCGGUUCUCCUCCUCCUCCGGUCGUUACAACUACCCCAAUGGUGCCGCCUCCUUCUCCUAGCUCUUCAACUGUAGUCUUUGCUAGCGGAUUUCUCACUUUAUUGGCCAUGUUUGUAGGCUACUUGUAUUAGAUACGAUAAAAAAAAUACUUCCAUAUGUAUUGAGUUUUUGAAUUUUUAGUUUAUCAGUUUUGGCUUGUAUUAUUCUUGGUUCCUAUACAUUGAAUAAAAGUUGAUAUUCAUUUUUACAUUA